AUGAAGACAGCAAGCAUCGUGGCAGCCAUUUGCGGCUGCAUCACCAUGGCAGCAGCGAAGUCUAUCUCCAUGACACCCCACCAGCAGUACUCGUCCUCCGUCGGAGUCCUCGGCUGCAAGAUUGAUACUAACAGGGCUGCCUUCUGGCCCAUCCCCGUUGAUUGUAAUAACAUCUGUGUCAAGGUCACCCACAAGGGCCGACAUGUGACCCUGCUUAGGAUCGACGUGUCCAGGGGCGCUUACGAUAUUUCCUACGAUGCUUGGAACUACCUCACUACAGGCUUCAGUGCGAAGGAUGCCGGCAAAGCCUCAUAUGGGGGAGCUGUCGCCGCCGAGUACGAAGAUGUACAUGGCAGCGACCCCGAGUGCAGGAAGCUGAUGCACACGGCGGGCAACAAGCUAGCCUUGUCCGCCUCGAACUCCCAGAACUUUAUAACCUCCUGUGCUCCAGGCACCUUUGUCAGAGAUAACAUGAUCCAACUCAACAUCAAAGACGCUCAGUGCCAGUGGGGCAAAGACGAAGUCUGCAAGCUGACUGAUGCCGACCGUGCCGCUGGCCUCAACCAGCCUGCCUGUCCCAGCGUCCUGGGAAACCAAGACAAGAUGAAGCCGUGCUUAGUGAAGGAUAUCAAGUAUGGCACUGGGAAACACGUCUGCGCCGACGGCUCGGACGUAGUUGGUACUCCCCAGGUCCCGGCCCCAGCGGCCGCUGCUCCACCACCUACCAUGAGGUAG
Molecule: messenger RNA, 735 nt
Organism: Gaeumannomyces tritici R3-111a-1
Lineage: Eukaryota; Fungi; Ascomycota; Sordariomycetes; Magnaporthales; Magnaporthaceae
Exons: 3
Coding region: 1-735 (244 amino acids)
Source: RefSeq, a predicted model, not a curated record